Molecule: messenger RNA, 6547 nt
Organism: Pygocentrus nattereri (red-bellied piranha)
Lineage: Eukaryota; Metazoa; Chordata; Actinopteri; Characiformes; Serrasalmidae
Exons: 11
Coding region: 123-5822 (1899 amino acids)
Biological process (GO): regulation of transcription by RNA polymerase II
Cellular component (GO): nucleus; transcription regulator complex; PcG protein complex
Molecular function (GO): DNA-binding transcription factor activity, RNA polymerase II-specific; RNA polymerase II cis-regulatory region sequence-specific DNA binding
Source: RefSeq, a predicted model, not a curated record
UUCGCACACUUGAAGGAAGAAGAACAGCGUUAACGAGGAGACAGCGAGUUAGCCGCUCUCUUUGCUGCAUGUUUAGAUACUAAUAGAAAAUAGAAUAAAAUCUGGAGAAACAAACGUGGAAAAUGACCAAACUACAGCUUCUGCACCGGGCGCUGAACGAGCGGCUGAUGGCGGCGGUGGAGCAGAUAAUGGAGAUGGUGGGCGGCACGGUGCUGGAGUACGAAGCGGAGACGAUUCGGGCGCGGAAAGAAAACGAGAUUCUGAGACGGAGGCUGAGAUGGAUGGAGGGCGAAAUUCCCACCGACUGGCCAGAUGACGUUGACCCCUAUGUCCCUGAGCAGCCUGUUAGCCUGGCAGACGGACCAGUAUUUGAGGGGCUGGCGAUCAAAGCAGAGCCUGUUGAUGCCUCUGAUUGUCAGUCAUUUACACCUGACCCCAAUCUCACAGCAUCAGUGUGUACUGCUGAUUUGGAAACGGUCAAUCCUGCAGCCAGUCAACCUGCCAGUGCUGUCCUUCCUGAUGGCACGGUGUGGGAUUCGUCUCACAGCUAUAUGGCUCCGCUGGACUUUGACCCUACCAUGGCAGCAAGGCAAUGGAGAGGAAGGGGCAGGAGUCAGAAGAUGUCAUUUGCCUGCCCAGACUGCGGUAAAGUCUUCGGGAGGGAGCAGAGGCUGAUGUUCCACAUGCGCAUCCACUCUGCUGAGAGGCCCUACAUGUACCGCAGGCGCAAAGCCUGCUUCUACGGUGACAAGAAACGGAAGAAGAAACUUUGUGGUCUUUCCAAAUUAUAUCCAUCAAAAGAGAUUGUGGAAGAUCUGUCAGACGCUUCAGAGCAGACAGAGAAGAGUACAGGAUCAGCCAGCAUCAGUGCACCAAGAGCUACUGCCCCCAGUGCCCCAGAAGCAGAAACAGGCGAGAAAUCAGAUGCAGCCAGCAGAGACACUAGCAACAGCAAGUAUCCAGAAAGCAGUGGAGCCAAGCCUGUGGGUCACAGAGGCAGGCAGGGACCAAGCAGAUCCAAAAUUCCUCAGUGUCUGAAAUGUAAAAAAGUCUUCAAGUCUGUAUCAAGGCUGGCAACACAUAUGAAGACCCAUAGGAAGCCGUUUCCCAGCCAAGAGCAACAAAAAGAGCAGGAAGAUGCUGACGAGACAGACAAGAGACCACAAAAGCAUCCUAAGAAACCAAUAAUGAGAAACAAUGAAAUGGAGGUUGAAAGGGCCAAAGCAGGAGGCCAUUCCUUGUUUCAGUGCCCUGAGUGCAAGAAGAUAUUUGCUCGUUCCUGUUGGCUGACUUUCCACUUGAAGUCGCACGAACGGGAACGCUCCUUAGCCCGCAAAGAGCAGAAGCAGCUUCCAAGUAAAAAGAUGAACAACAAAGAUGCAGAACAACGCUCAACUGAGGUGACAAAGGACGCACAGGAGACAGUUGCUGAAAACAGCACAGCUCGUGUAUUAAAGAAAAUCUUUGCCUGCCCACACUGUGACAAAGUAUUCACUCGUGAAGGCUGGUUGGGGCCACAUAUUCGGAGUCAUGUACUUAAAACGGCAUCAAAAAGUGAAAUUCACGUACAAGCAUCUAGCAUCUCGCCUGUCUCUCGGAAGAGGGCUCGGCGUACCCUGUCUCAGUUGUCAAAAGAAGAUGCUGUUGAUGAGAAAAAUGUGACCAAAGAGAAAAGAAAGUCAGAAAUAGUCUCUGACCAACCAACAACAAAGACUGAGUCACAAAAAGUCAGUUUAGAAGCAAAAAGAAACUCAGAAUCUAAAACAAGCAAUGAUGAAUCUGAAAGAAUCGUGGAUAAAUCCAACAAAAUCUUAGAGGAAUCAAGAAGAAUCCCUGAAGAGUCUACCAGAGAAGCAAGAGACAUUCCACGAUCAAAGAAAACAUUCUCUUGUCGGGAGUGUGGCAAAGUUUAUUUGCUUCUUGGGUGUCUGAAAACCCAUAAGAAGAUUCACAAAAGAGAGAGGAUGGAAGAGAAGCAAAGAAGGCAGAUGCUCAAAGAACUUGGACAAAAGGAAAGGAAAGAAGAGCAAAGGAGUCUUGUGGAAGAAAUUAUGGAGAACAUUGAGGAAAAGAAACGAAAGAGGAAAAGGACACUUCUAGAGAUGCAGCACAGCAUCGAUAAUGUAGAGCAAACUAGGAACCCGGAUGCAACUGUAAUGCUGUCGAAGGAAAAUGGGGACAAGUCAUCUGAAAUACAGGCACCUGAAUCCAAAAACAAGGAAUCUGCUAAAAAAACGUCUGCUCGUUAUUUCUGUAAACACUGCGGCAAAGUCUAUGCUAGGAGGAACUGGCUUAACAUGCAUUUGCUUGGCCACAGGGAAGCAAUGCUGACUUUGCAGAAGAAAGUAAAUGAUGAGGCACAAAAGAGUGAUAAUGAUCAGAUGCCGCAAGAGGGUUCAUCCACUGAGGAUUCUGUAGUUCAGAAAGAAGAGGAUGGAGGUAAAGUUUCGUAUCCGUGUCCCUUUUGUGAUAAAGUCUUUCGACGAGGAAUGCGGCUGAUGGUGCACAUGCAGAUCCACUCAGGCGAGAAACCAUACUCCUACCGACAACGUAAAGAACAAUUUUAUGGUGACCUGACAAGACCCAGAGUCCCAGAUACCUGCAACCAGGAGCCUGCAAUAGAAAGCAGUGAUGAAAGGGAGAAGGAUGGAGGAUUCGCACUGACUAGGAAUCAGACUUCUGCAGUGUCCCAACAUCAUUCAAGUACCACAAAGCCUAUGGAAACUGUCCAACCUCAUUCAGUUUGCACUGGCAGCCUAGUACUACCUCUGCAGUCAGCUGGUGCUGCUUCCUACCACAGCAUGAAACAUCAAAGAACUGACACAGAAUCAGUUAGCAAAGCCAAAAGCCACUUCAGUUUGCAGCCUAGAAUUGUUCUAGAACCAAUUACAUCUAAAUCCAAGCCCUGGGCUCCACCUGGAGAUGUUGAUUUUAGAUCAGUCAAUUCUAAGACUGGUGACAAGGAACUGCACCUAAUGUCUGACGCGGCUACAGCAGGCACUGUAGAUUGCCAAGUGAAGCAGGGCUGUCCUCGAACUUCAGUUGAAAAUGCAUAUGAGAGCCAGAAUGUGUUGUCUGGUGUAACCUAUGCUCUUAAGUCAGAGACAGAUGAUCCAGGUAUUGUUUGUGCUACUGUAGGUUCAGAUUCUAAGUUAUUUGAAAAUACCUCCUACUCUGAAAAGAUCCUUGACAGCGUAGAGGACCAUUUAUACACAGAGCACUCCAAGAGCAAAAUGUAUGAAUUUUGGCAAAAAGAUGGUCAGGUAGAAAGCCUUGGUUGUUUGCUUGAUGCCAAGCAGAUGACCAUCAGAAGUGAACUAGAGUCCAGUUCUGGCACCAUGCAGCAAGUAGGUUACCAAGAGUCAGUCUGUAUGAAUCUCUCAGAUGUCAACAGUGAUUAUGAUGACGACGAUUGGUCAAAUGUAUCCAACAACCUAGAUGAAAAGAAAACCACAACAGAAAGUAAAGUGCAGACUGCACAGUUGUGUGUGAAAGAUGCCAUGACCAAUCAUCCUGCAGAAUUUCCCACCAACGUACAAGUCUGUAGUUCUUUAUAUAGUCAUUCGCAAAACAUGGAUCAAACUACACCGAAAAGGUUGGUGGACACAAGAACAGCCAACCGUUCCCUCCCCAGAUCCUCACAAAAAGUUAUUGGUGCUGCCUUAGAUGUAGAGUCUAUACCAGAUGAGAUAAAAGAACAGUGUACCUGCGACGGUCGGCUCACUAAGAGAGAUGAGCAAGUGGUCACCUCUGUCCCACAAACAAAGGAGAGCACUAAGGGCCGGAAGAGCUCGUCUACAUGUAUGAUUUGUGGUUUAAUAUUUGCUGGCAGGCCAUCCCUGUCACAGCACAUGCGGGUGCACUCUACUUCGGCAUGUAUUGGUAGGACGUCAUCCACCUUCAGGACAUUCAAGAACAAUGAAACAAAGAUUAAACAAGAUGAUGUGCAUGUCCAGACCUCAGACGUGCAUAGAGACGAUUCAGCAGACAACUCUGAAAUCUUAGGAAACAGCGACUCUGCAACAGUGAGGAAAGCAAGAGCAGUGAAGUCAUCUGGGUGUCAACCAGAUACGAAAAGCCGAUGCUCCAAAAGGGGCUGGAAGAUUAAGAGCAAAGAAUUGAAAAAGGAAAAGAAAACUGUUUACUGCAGAUUUUGCAGUAAAGCUUGUAGAACAAUAGAACUGCAUCUCCAGUAUGAUCACUCAGAGGAACCUGAGGUGAUAGAAGCUUUGCAUUUUAGCAAAACCCAAGAGGAGAGGAAGAAAUUAUUGAGCCGUCUUUACAGGCGAAAAAGCUCAGAAUGUGAAAACAUGCGUACAGUGAUGGAUAAAGACCUUGUUCAUUGUCUGUUUUGUCAGGGAUCUUAUCAAAGGAAUCAAUUUUGGAAACAUGCUUUGGUGUGUGAGCAGAAGGAACCGGAAAGAAAAGAGGAGCUGACAUUAACUGAAGCUACCAGCAGUGUACAUACUCCAAACACAAGGCCUAAUAUAGCACAGAAAACACUUGAUCCAGAGUCUGAGUAUCCGAUUCAGAAGUCCAUCACAACAGCACAACGGACCCUUCCAGAGUCACUGAAUGCUCCCUUACCAGAUGUUGGUCCUAGCAUUUAUCAUAAAUCCCUUUCUUCAGAUUCAGUUUUUCCAGAAAGUUGUAGUACUGAGCUAAACCCAACCUCUGAUCCAGUGAAAGCGGUCCCAAACAUUUUCACAGAAAUGAUGUCACUUGAUUCAGAAUCUUCGGGCCAGCCCAUUUUAGAUGCAUGCCAUAGCACAACAGAGAUGGCCCCUGUUACAUUAAUUGACAACAGUAUAACAGAGAGUCCAGAUGUGGAGCCAUCAGUUCCUCUAGUUUUAGACUCUUGUCACAGGACUAAAGAAAACACUUGUCUAGAAUUAAAGAAUGAUGCAGAAUCAUCUACUUGUGUUUCAGAACAAAAUAUUGAUUCUGAGUGCUCAGGUCUUCUCAUUCUGCAGUCAUCUCUAUCUGAUGCUAGCUUUAGUGAUGUUCAAAAGCCAUUUGGAACUUCUUUUCUUAGUUCUUCUUUUCAAGGCUCUGGCUCCUGUGGCAUACAGGAAAACACUAUUCAAGAUGUUUACUCCUUGCAAAAUUUAGACUGUAUUGGAGAAGGUAUUUUCUCUUCAGAAUCGGUGGGACAUGUAGACUGCAAUUCACACCAAACUCCUGGCCUAAAAUCACAAAGGAUUACAACCCCAAGAACAGACAUUGGUGACCUACAGCAAACCUUUAGAUCUAAUGCAGAAUUGGAGCAGACGGUCAUUGACUCAGAUAUGGGUGACCUUGAUUUGGAAUCAACAGAUUCUCUAAUUCCAGACCCUUUAAUUGGUGAUGUAAAGAGAACUGAUGGUGGUGAAACAGGAAGCCCUUGCAGUCUCAUUUUUGACAGUAGCAAACAUGGAGCCCCCAAGUUAGAAUCAGGUUGUCCUUUUGUUCUGGAUUGUAUUUCCACUAAAACACAGCGACCCCCUGAUCCAGACACAGACAUGCCAUUCAGAGGAGUGACAGAAACGUUUGAUUCUGAAGGUCACGUCAAAAAGAACAUGGGCAAGAUUGAAGAUUCUGGCCGCGGCGGUGUUUUUAAAGUUCUUGAUUCAGAUUGCACUGCAGUAGUAAAAAGGAAAUUGGACAGCCAGAGCAUCGAGUUCAAAGAAGCAAAGAGAAGCCAACAGAGCGAUCCCCCACAGCAAUCAUCAGCAGAAGUGAGUCCAUCAAGUAUUGUUCAAACUUCCAACCUGGAGUCUGGAUUUCAAGCAUCCAACCUGAAUUCCACAGUUUUGGAGAACAGAGGAGGAAAAGCUAAAUAAAUCAUAAACUAUAUUUCUGUUUGUGAUGUUGGAAACCUUGCUUCUAAAUCACAGACCAUCUCCAAUCUGAGCACUGGGCACUGAGAAGAGCCAAAGCCCUUAGUUAUGACAAGCUCAAAAGAAAUGAAACAACUGCUGGAUCUUUGCUGGAGAAAAGGAAACUUCAUGAUGUCUCAAAUAAGGACUGUGUGCAUUAUGAUUACUGUCAUGGGUUAUUUAACACAAUGUCUGUUGCUAAUUAUGCACAAAGGUGCAAGCAUAAACAUCCAGCCAGAGCUACGACUAGCUUUGAGUUGCUUCAACAGUCUCGUUAGUAGUGAAGUAGGAAGUGACCACAUGGCCUGUGUCACUCUGAAUGUAGCAAUAGUGAAGACAAAAUGACAAAGACUGAGCCAAGCAGUGAGGCCAGAUUCGCUAUAGAUAAGAGAAGGAAUUCUUGUGUUCAAACUCAGGAAAAAUGUUGAUAGUUUAUUUCUUGAUAAGAAAUGAUGAUUCCAGUGGCUACACUCAUAUUUGGAAUUUUUUCAAGAUUAUUGUACAGGUAGGAGAGAAGAGCAAAAGACAUGGGAGGGAUGCUAAGUUAUCCUACAAUGCAUUAAGCUGUUUCUUUCAAUGUUUUGGCUGUAUUGAAGAAAUGUAUAUGUUCAGCACCGUGAGGAAGAGAUGGCAUUUAUUUUUGUUCACGUAUUUUAAAGAAAUAAAUAUUCAAAUGCCUAAAUAAGCUU